GUUGCACUUCCGACGCCGCCAGCAUGCGGUCAGCGGAGUAACUCGACUGGAACGGAAGGGACGCGGUGGACUCCGUAGGUGAGUGUAUCUGGGACGUCGUCAAGGACGCGCUCUCAGUGUGAAGCAGCGCCAGGUCCAGUAUAGCGGCGUCGGCGAGCUUACCCGAUACAUGGCAGCGGUGACGGCGCUGGACUGGAAAUGUUGGCACAGCUCGACUCAUUCUUCCCUCCACCUCCCAUCACGUUGCGCGCGUUUAUGAUGGCGCUGUCUGCUUUCUUGACGCACAUGCAAGCACACACGACGGACGACAGCGUGCGUCGGCGGCUCGCGGGGUUUUGGCGGGCGCUUAUCGAUGCCUCUGCCCGACGCAGGGGUGACGCUCGAGAUGUUGCUGGCGGCAGCAUGGGCGGCGUGUAUAGGGCGCAGGCCGUAAGUUGGCCGAUGCGGUGGUGGACGUGGAAUACGACAGGCCCGCGUUGUUGCGCGCCGGCCUUGGUAGGUUCAUUGCCAGCGCAAUAGUUGCGUAAGUAGUGCGCAGGCGCAGAACGUCGAUGCAAGACAAUACGCAUAUAGAGAGGUUAUGUAUGUAUACGCGUACGUGUUUUCUAACUUCC
Messenger RNA from Aphanomyces astaci, 614 nucleotides. RefSeq lists its product as hypothetical. The record is from RefSeq and is a predicted model, not a curated record. NCBI's taxonomy places the organism in Eukaryota, Oomycota, Saprolegniomycetes, Saprolegniales, Verrucalvaceae. The transcript has a single exon. The coding region runs from base 199 to 519 and encodes 106 amino acids.